Molecule: messenger RNA, 2208 nt
Organism: Haliotis rufescens (red abalone)
Lineage: Eukaryota; Metazoa; Mollusca; Gastropoda; Lepetellida; Haliotidae
Exons: 3
Coding region: 120-1745 (541 amino acids)
Source: RefSeq, a predicted model, not a curated record
UACACUCUCGGUAACGUUCUAUCGCUGUGAGGAGCUUGGUGGCGCCGUUGCAUGACUUCCGCCACAACGUCUUUUUCUCAUAAUGAUGUUCGGAAAUAGAGUAAUAUGAACUGCAAAAUAUGAGUAACUCGACGCCAGGCACCCCAGGGUGUCACUGGAAGGAGUCGGCCAUCUUGAGAGGGGAGAACAAACCAAGUGCUACACCGAACCUCGAGGCAAGUGGAAACAGUUUAUCUACCAGAUGCAGCCUUGCUUCGAGAAAACUCCAGUUCCAGUCAGAAGAGAUAAAAGGACACGCCAUUGGAGCUCCGCGCAUCUCAACGGAAUCAUGGAGAGACAAUCAAGAAUUAUCCCCACCAUUUUACAACACAACAACCAAUCCGCACUUCCCCCAGCCGGCCGGACACCAGCUAAGCCAUCCCUGUCGACCAAUAAAGACACCGGCCAACGGGUCAGGCUAUACAAGCAGUUUUGGAAGUGUUCCUGGUGUCGGUGAAAAGAAUCAAAAUGACUGGCAGAUGUCUGACACUCCCGCUUCAUAUAUUACACGAGGUGAUGACCCCAGUAGCGGAACACCAGGUUUACGAAAAUACGACAACAGUGAACUUAAAUCAGGAAAUGGAUUAAUUAAUGAAUCCCAUUCUAAACAAGCAACACCAAACAUGCCCAUGACUAAAGGUCUUCAAGCAUCUGUUCCAAACAGCAUCAACGAUAUUAACAGAUGUAUUGUGUAUUCAGCACAGACGAAUAAUCUGACUCCGAUUAGUAAUAUGCUGAAGACAUGCCAAGUGUUUCAUCCAUUGGACGCAGUCCCACAGAAUCCCCGGUCUUCUCCUGUGAAGGGUCAAGUGCGGUCGUUGAUGGACGGCGGGGAUGCACUGGAUGUUAGGGGCCUGGCUUCGCGGUUGGCCAAGAUGCAGUCGGAGACCAGGAUGCGGGAUGCACUGCAGGAGUACAUCCACACCCACGUCCCUUCUGUUGAAGGAAGUGUGAACACACUGAUUGAAGACACCGUCAGGCAGAUUGCCACUGUCAGCCUGCGGGACAAGAAUCCCAGGAGAUGUCUCUCCAGCAUUACAACCACACGCGAUUGGAUGAAGCUUCAAAAUGGCAAUGGAGAAGCUGCCUCUCCUCCCAUACGCAAUAACCACAGAGGGCCACAGUCAACAAGUCCAAGUCCGGAUCCGGUUAGCCCAAAGUCCACAAGUCCGAACAAUAGGAAUUUCAUGUCAAUGAAACAGGACCAAACUGGUUCAUCCUCAUCCAAUCGAAAUCAGUCGGAAUUACGUUCAGCGAAUCAGAACUCGCAGAUCGCACAACCUGUUCCCACUGGUUCUCGCGUUGAUGAUAACCCGCCGUCAACAAGUCACGUUUGUAAUAAUUUCAAUCGGCAGCAGCUCUCUCAGAUUCUGGGCGUGUCAUCAUCAGAGAUGUCUGAUUUGGACAUGGGCAACAUGAGAGAACACCGGCUUGUAAAUGAGUACACACUCCCAGGAUGCAACAGUGACAACCGGAAGGUGACGGAGGUCUACAAUGUGGGCGGCGAGCUACUCUAUACCGACUAUGUAUCUCCAGAAGAACGCCGAUACGAACAUUACGUAUUGCAGACGUGCCACACGGCCAAGAGGAAGUUACGGGAUGUUGACAACGGGGAGGGACACGGGGGGAAGAAGAGAAUGUCUUUCUUGAGGGAAGAAUUCACCGAUUCCAGAUUCAUUAGGUUCAACAAUGGCUCGUGGGAUUAAUUAUUGAAGGGUGGAAUUCAGAAUUUUAAACUAAUUAAAGCCUGAUAAAUAUACCAGUUGUGUACUUGGACUUUCUAUGCACUACUCCUUUAGUGUUAUUUAUUUAUUUGUCAAUUUGAACAAUUGUUAUCUUUUGCAUGAUAUAUAUUAUAUAUGAAACGAGUUUGUAACUAUACACAUGCCACAGUCAGCCUAAAUUGUAUGUAAUAAAUUUCAUUGUAAAAAAGUGAGUGAGUGAGUAUGGUUUUACGCCGCUUUUAGCAAUAUUCCAGCAAUAUCACGGCUGGGGACACCAGAAAUGGGCUUCACACAUUGUACCCAUGUCGGGAAUCGAACUCGGGUCUUCGGCGUGACGAGCUAACGCUUUAACCACUAGGCUACCCGACCGCCCCUCAUUGUAAUAAAAAACGUCUGGGACGUAUGUUUUAUGUUUCGGUAAUAAAGGUAUUAUACAACGUCUAAA